AUGUCUCUACCAACCACAAUGCAAGCAGUCGUCAUCGAAGGCGAUAAAUCAAUACUCAAGACAGGUGUGCCCCUACCACCCUUGGAAAGUGGUUCCGUUCUCGUGAAGACGAAAGCAGUUGCUGGGAACCCCACAGAUUGGAAACAUAUAGUUUACGGUAUUGGACCACAAGGUUCCAUUCUUGGUUGUGACAUCGCUGGUCAAAUUGUGAAAUUGGGACCCGAUGUAGACCCCAAUGAAUUCCAUAUUGGUGAUAAUGUGUUUGGGUUUGUACAUGGUGCUUCCAUUAAACGUCCCCAAAAUGGUGCCUUUGCAGAGUAUGCUGUCAUGGAUCCAAAAGCUGCUUAUAAAGCAGGAAGGGAAUUGCAACAUGCCGAGGGGGAAAGAUUAAAAGAGGGCAAAGUGACCACUUUUGAAGCAGCAGCUAGUAUUCCUGUAUCUUUGACGACCGCAAUGGUGGCACUGACUUUUAAUUUUGGUUUGAAAUUGGAAUGGGAACCCAAAGUGGCCCAAAACAAUUAUCCUAUCUUGCUUUGGGGUGGUGCCACAGGGGUGGCCCAAAUGUUCAUUCAAAUGGCAAAGAAAUUACACGGGUACUCCAAGAUUAUCGUUGUGGCUUCCAAAAGACAUGAGGCAAAAUUGAAAGAAUAUGGAGCUGAUGAUGUGUUUGAUUAUCAUGACGUCGAUGUCAUUGAACAAAUUAAAUCCAAAUAUAAGGAUAUUCAAAGAUUGGUUGAUUGUGUAUCCACAUCAACUACCAUUCAACAAACAUACAGAUGUGCUGCUGAGAAUCUACCUGCUACUUUAUUGCAUUUGACCUCUUUGAGUGCAAGUGAUAUUGAUGCAAAAUAUAGAAGGGACAACAUUAAGAUUACAAAUACAAUGUUAUACAUGGCUGAAGGUGAGGAUAUCCCAUUUGGUAAAAUUACUUUACCAGCUUGCCCUGAAUACAGAGAGGCAACCAUUAAAGCGAUUAAAUUUGUUAACCCAAAGAUCCUUAAUGGGGAAAUUCAUCAUAUACCAAUAAAGAUUUAUAAAAAUGGGUUAAAGGAUCUGCCACAACUAACUGAAGAUAUUAAACAUGGUGUGAAUUCUGGGGAAAAACUAGUUGCAACCAUUAACUAG
This is a messenger RNA of Naumovozyma castellii, 1125 nucleotides long. RefSeq names its product zinc-binding alcohol dehydrogenase family protein. The record is from RefSeq and is a predicted model, not a curated record. Bases 1 to 1125 code for a protein of 374 amino acids. Lineage: Eukaryota; Fungi; Ascomycota; Saccharomycetes; Saccharomycetales; Saccharomycetaceae. The transcript has a single exon.